UUCAGAGAACCGGGAAUGAUUAUAAACGAAACAUAUUCACGGCUUACGAGCUUAAAUAUAUUCGAUCCAUUAUCUUUGGAAACACUCUGUUCUUCUAUCUUUUGCACCACCGUUUGAGCAAUCCCGAAACGACGAAAAAAGAUAUCGCUAUCGCGAGAUUCUUCAGCCUUGCGACACCGCAGCGACUUUCCCUCCAACCAACCAGCCAAUUCACCGGCUAACAACGGUCUUUUCAACCAACAAUCACACCAUCAUACAAUCAUCCCACCAAAAGCAAAGCAAAUAGACAAAAUGGCCGUCCCACCAGCAUACCACGAAUCCCUCCCAUACAUCGACCCCGAGCCCUCCUCCGAAGCCCUCUCCGCCGCCCGCGCCCUCAUCGCCGCCGAACAAUCCACAUUCUCCCCUCCACCCCCUUCAUCCUCAACACCCCCCCAAGAACCAUCCUUCUCGCCCGCCAUCGCCGCCGAACUCGCCCGCAUCGCAUCCUCAGCACCAUCCCAACCCCUCGACCUCUCCCGCUACGAAGCCCAAGAACUCCCUCCCCCUCCCACAAAGAAAUCAACGCGCUCCAAAAAGACUUCCUCAUCAUCCUCCUCGGUAGAAGCAUCACGACAACCCCUCUCAAACGCCUUCAUCUCCUCCUCCUACCUCUCCUCCCGCGCCCAAAACCUCUCCCUCCUCGACUCCCACGGCCGCAACGCAUGGCUCCUCUCAAACUACCACCUCGAAGCCGAGCUCCGCAGCCUCGAGCGCGACCUCGCCGCCACGAAGCGCGACAUGGACCUCCUCAACGCAGCGCGCGCGUCCCGCCAGAACGAGGUGAAGGGCGAGAUGCAAGGGCUGGAGCAGAACUGGCGCGAGGGCGUCGGCAGGGUUCUCGAGACGGAAAUCGCCGUCCAGGAGCUCAGGCAGCAGAUACGACAGGAGCUGAGGAGCAGGGCUGCCGCUGCUGAGCAUGCUACUGCCUAAUUGCGACAUCAAAGAGAUAGGGCCUUGUUUUUACUUUAUUUUACUUUUCUUACAGUUUACUCCUUUUCUCUUGCUUAAAUUCUCUUUAGUAUUUCUCUCUUUUUUAAACUUUUGUUUUCUCAAA
Molecule: messenger RNA, 1096 nt
Organism: Trichoderma harzianum CBS 226.95
Lineage: Eukaryota; Fungi; Ascomycota; Sordariomycetes; Hypocreales; Hypocreaceae
Exons: 3
Coding region: 292-972 (226 amino acids)
Biological process (GO): mRNA processing
Cellular component (GO): catalytic step 2 spliceosome; Prp19 complex; precatalytic spliceosome
Source: RefSeq, a predicted model, not a curated record